Molecule: messenger RNA, 15683 nt
Organism: Patella vulgata (common limpet)
Lineage: Eukaryota; Metazoa; Mollusca; Gastropoda; Patellidae
Product: dynein axonemal heavy chain 10
Exons: 72
Coding region: 106-14073 (4655 amino acids)
Biological process (GO): microtubule-based movement
Cellular component (GO): dynein complex
Molecular function (GO): dynein intermediate chain binding; minus-end-directed microtubule motor activity; dynein light intermediate chain binding
Source: RefSeq, a predicted model, not a curated record
AAAUGGUGAGAACAAUUACUUAUCUGUGAUAGUAUUGAUAUCAGGCCAAUUGGGUAGUAUGCAGAGAUCCCGUUAGAUCAUUAUUAAUAUUUAACAUUCACAAAAAUGGAUGAUCCAAGGAUUGAAUGGAUCCGGAACAGAGUGUUCCAAGCCAUAGACAUAAAAGACACAGAAGUUUUUGAUGAACUUUUAGAAAGAGAUGAUGGCAUUGCAGAAAGACAACUUCUUAAAUAUCUCAAUGAUACUCCUGGUGAUAAUGAAUCAGCUAUGUUGUUCUAUAAAAUUAUUGCAGAGGAAGAGGAAGAAGUUGAAGUAGAAUGUGAACCAGAAAUACCAGAUAUACAACAAGAUGAGGAAGGGGGAGAUGGAGAAGGGGAUACUGGAGAUGGAGAAUCUGUGGAUCAAGGUUCGGAGCAACCAUUGCCGGUGUCUACACCAAAUGACACAUCAGCUGAUAAAGAUGAAGAUACUCCAAGAAAGAGAAGGGCAAAAGGAAAAGAAACUCCAACCUCAGAUAUAGAAAAUGCUAAAGAUUUAGAGAAAGAGGUUAAACCAGAAGUUACAGAAACGAUCGAAGAAGAUGCAGAUAAAGAUGAGCAAUCAGACAAAGUUCCCAAAACAAAAUUCAUCAUUCAGAAAGUUUGGCGUACCUAUUUACAUAUGUGUUAUCAGCAUUUACCAGAGCAAGUUACUGAUAAUAAUAGUGUUUAUUUUCUGAGAAAUACACCUGGGAUGGUUCCUCUACCAAAUAGUGUAGAAGAAGCUGAAGAAAUGCUGCCAGCAUAUUUUGAAUUUGGAUUAUUAAAUGGUCAUUCAUUAGUUAUGUUGGAACAAAUUAUAACACAGGUAUAUAUGCCUCUAUUAUCUUAUAAUCAACACAAGGGUAGCGAUAGUAAAUCAAGUCAUCCAGCGCGACUAUCAGAACAGAGAUCCUCCAUUAGUCGACAAGAUACUAGUCUUACACAAUCUACAGACACAACAGAAGAAGAAGGAAGUAAAAUAAAUAUAGCAGAAUCUCGAGCUAAAGCUUUAUUAAGAGAUGAAUUUCUCAUUAGUAUGCAAAAAUUUUCAGCAAAUAUUAACAGAACUUUACAACAAAUUGAAGGAGAAGUCCGACUGGAAGUGCCAGAUCUUGAAUUAGGUUCAAAUGUAGAUGAUAUUCUAGAAAAUAAUGAUUUAAUAGAAAAAAUUCGAGAGACAUGCUCAGAAUGGAGAAAACAAGUGCAAGGAGCUUUAGAAAAACAGUUAAAGCGUGGGCAUUCUGCUAAUGGACCUCUUGCAGAAAUUGAUUUUUGGCGGGAACGUAAUGCUGCCUUAAGUGCUCUAUCGGAACAGUUAAAAAUACCUAAAGUAAAACAAAUGAUAAGUAUUUAUAGUCGUGUGGAGAGUGACUUUGAUGAUACGAUUAGCGAACUCACUAAAUAUGACACAGAAGCUAAAGACAAUGUUCGUUUUCUCUCAACACUUGAAAGACAUUUUAAAAAUAUUGCUCAUGGUGCUACAUUUCAAGUGGUCAUUGAGACGAUUCCUUCCAUGAUGAAUGCUUUAAGAAUGGUGUGGAUUAUUUCAAGACAUUAUAAUAAAGAUGAAAGAAUGGUUCCACUGAUGGAGCGAAUUGCCUGGGAAUUAGCAGAACGAGUUGCUAAGGUUAUUGAUGUUAGAGAAUUGUUCGAUAGUGGUACACAUGAAGUAAAAAUAAAAACAUCAGAGGCCUCUAAAAUGUUAACAGUGUGGAAAGAUUCAUAUUUUGAAGUGAGAGGAAUGAUUGAGGCAUCGGGUCGAGAUCAAAGAUGGGAGUUUGAUAGAAAGAAAUUAUUUGAACGAACUGAUUAUAUGAAGAGUAUAUGCGAUGAUUUAAAUGAUAUUGCACAGGUACUAGAAGAAUUUUAUAAUAUUUUUGGACCUGAGUUAAAAGCUGUAACAGGUGAUCCUAAAAGAAUAGAAGAUGUUGUUUACAGAGUAGAUGCUUUGGUUUUUCCCAUCCAACAGAUAAGUUUUGAUCCAUUCUCUCAAAAAGAAUCUCUUCAAUGGAAACGACUGAAAUCUAAAUUUACAAAGGAAGUGGCAGAAAUUGAGGGAGAAGCUAAAAUGUUUAUCGAUGAGUCAUUUAAAACUUUGCGAUCAGCUGAAGGAGCAUUUGAUAUGUUGUUAAAUUUUAAACAUAUCCGUUCAAGAGAAGCUAUCAAUGCUCAGAUGAUGCAGAAAUUUAAGGAUAUUCUUAAUCAAUAUGGAAAAGAGGUUGAUACGAUGGAUCAUCUGUUUAAAGAAUUCCAAGACAGUCCACCACUUCAUAAAAAUAAUCCACCAAUCAGUGGUUGUAUAUUCUGGGAACGUUCUUUAUUCCAUCGUAUUAAACACACCAUUAUUAGAUUCCAGACCAUGGAUGAAAUGAUGCUUACUCAAGAUGGAAAAGAUACAAGAGCCAAAUAUUUAAAAGUUGGUAAAGAAAUGAAGAGAUUUGAAGAUAUUAGAUAUGAACAGUGGCGAGAUCAUGUAGAACAGGUUUUACCAUCUUUAUUACGGAGAAAUCUUUUAAUAAAACCUUCAAACAGUUCCAGUGGUCCUCAACAACCAGCUAUUCAACAUCCUGAUGAUAAUACACCAGGCAGAGAAUCAGGUGCAUUGUUUGAAGUUAAAUAUCUGGUAGAUUUUGAUCCCCAGUUACAUGAAAUUAUCGCAGAAACUAAAUAUAUUGAACAACUGAGUUUUCCUGUACCAGAAUUGGCUAGAAAUGUAGCAUUACAGGAAGAAAAAUAUAUAAAGUAUGUAGAAGGGUUACAGCAUAUGUUAGAUAGAUAUCAUCGUUUAUUAGGUUCAUUAAAUCACGCUGAGGCUGCAUUAUUAGAUGAUCAUAUGCGAGAUCUGAGACGUGUUCUACGACCUGGAGCCAAGAGGUUAAACUGGAAUUCUCUGGGUAUCAGUGAUUAUGUUUCAAAAUGUCAAUCGGCUAUUGCUAAAUUUGAAUCUCUAGUCAAUCAAAUACAGAAAAAUGCUCGUGAUAUUCAUCAAAGAUUGGGCAUGAUAGAAAACGCAAAUAUAUUUCGAUCUCCUCAACCCAAGAAUGAUAUGUUACCUAGCUGUAAAGAAUUUUUUGAACACAUUGAACAAGAAAGAGCCAGAGAUUUUGAAAUUUUAGCAAGAAAAUACCGUGCAAUAGGCCCGUUAUUAACCAAAAUGGAAGGUUUAGUAGUUCAUACUAACAGUGGUAAAUCUCCUAAAUUACGUCAGUAUUAUGCAUUCUGGGAGAGAAGAGUGUAUGAAUCUCUUACAAAGCUUAUAAUGAAAAACAUCAAGCAUUUUUUGACAGCAUUAUCUACAGAGAAACCAUUGUUUCAAGUUGAGACAUUAUUAGUGGCACCUGAUGUUGUUCUUCAUCCACAUGCUAACGAAAUAAAUAAAUUAACGUUACAGUGUGUGAGAGAUGGUGUAGAAGGAACUAAAUUAUUUGUACGAUGGAUGAAUGGAACGUGUAUUGAAUGUUUACCUCAGAAAAUAGAAGGGGAAGAUGAGCCUCAUGUAUUUAGUUUUUUUACGGAUAUAUCAGCAAAUCCGGAAAUCAUAGAAGUUUGUAACACAAUCCAGUUGAGCAUUAGAAAAACUCUUACCAACUUAGCCAAGUAUUUGAAUCGCUGGAAGAAAUAUAGAUCAAUAUGGAAAGUGGACAAGCAAGUUAUAGCUGAUAAAUGGUUUGCUAAAGGUCCAUCAGUUGUAGAUUUUGAUGACAAAUUACAAUAUUACAAUAAAACUACAGAUGAAGUGGCAUCACAACCAAUUGUCAAAGACCAAGACUUUAUACGACUCCACAUGGGACUAUUAGCUACAGACGUGAAGAAAAAUGCGAAACAAUGGAUAGAAUGUUUGGGUACCAUAUUACAUAAUUCAGCUAAAGAAUCUCUCAAUGAAUUAUGGAAUAUGAUGGAUGAUAAAUCUGAUGACCUUGAUCAAUCACCGGGUGUCCUUGAAGAUCUAAAGUCAGUUUUAUCCACAAUAUCUGAUAUUAAAACAAUGUCGUUAGAUGUAGAAACACAGAUGAGAGAUAUACAAGAACGUUAUCGGACCCUACAUAUGUAUGAUAUUCAGGUUCCACAAGAAGAAAAAGAUUUACAAGAAAGACUUCCACAAAUCUGGGAUGAUCUUGUUCUUAAAUCUAAAAAUGUUGAUGCUAGUCUUGUUGUAGUGAAGAAGAAAUUCACUGAGAUUACGCAAGAUGAAAUUAAAGUAUUUAGAAAGAAUCUAGAAACAUUUGCUGAAACGUUUAAAAUAGAAGGACCUGGUUCCGUUGGACUGGAUCUUGACAAAGGUUUAGAGGUUAUGAAGAAAUAUCGCCAAGAAGUGGCUCAAUAUGAAGCCCAGAGAACAGAAUUAGCUAAUGCUGAGAAGUUAUUUGAUCUACCUAUAACAAUGUAUCCUGAUUUAGUACAAGUUACUAAAGAUAUGAAAGGUUUAGAGAUGAUUUACGCAUUAUAUGAAGAACAAGCGGCUGCCAGAGAAAGUUGGGCAGAAACAUUAUGGGCUAAUCUGAAUAUUCAACUACUUCAAGAAGGUAUUGAAGGCUUCUUAAAGAGUCUUAGAAAAAUGUCAAAAGAUGUCAGAAGUAUGCCAGUAGCAAGAGCAUUAGAAGAAAAAAUGAAAGAAUUCCGAGAUUCUCUACCUCUAUUUGUGGAUCUGAAACACGAUUCCCUUCGAGAACGACAUUGGAAAGAUCUGAUGACCAAAACUGGUCAGAAGUUUGAUAUUAAUCCUGAAACCUUUACCCUGGCUAAUGUCUUUGCCAUGGAGCUGCAUCGCUUCCAAGAUACUAUUGGAGAGAUUGUAACCUGUGCUAGCAAAGAGAUGGGUAUUGAAAAGGGUGUGAAAGAAGUUGAGGAGACAUGGAGUAAUAUGAAAUUUUCUGUACAGGCGUACAUGAAGGGUACAAGUAAUAGAGGUUAUAUAUUGGGUGCUGUUGAUGAAAUUCUUCAAAUACUAGACGAUAGUGCUAUGAAUCUUCAGAGUAUGUCUGCUUCCAGAUUCGUCGGACCAUUUUUAAAUUCUGUCCAGAACUGGGAGAAAGGGUUGUCUCUUAUAUCAGAAGUUUUAGAUGUAUGGAUGGUAGUACAAAGAAAAUGGAUGUAUCUAGAAGGUAUAUUUAUUGGAGGUGAUAUCAGAUCUCAACUGCCAGAAGAAGCCAAGAAAUUUGAUCAAAUUGAUAAAACAUUUAAAAAGAUAAUGACAGACACUGCCAAAGUUCCAACGAUAAAGACAGCUUGUCAUGCUGCUAACAGAUUGUCAGAUCUACAGAAUCUUAGUUCUGGUUUAGAAAAAUGUCAGAAAUCAUUGAAUGAUUAUCUGGAUUCUAAACGUAAUGCCUUCCCUCGUUUCUUCUUCAUCUCUGAUGAUGAGUUGUUGAGUAUAUUGGGUAGUAGUGAUCCAGAAUGUGUACAAGAACACAUGAUAAAGAUGUUUGACAACAUUUCAUCCCUGAAAUUCCAACGAGGAGCCAACAAUGAGAUCAUAGUUGGUGCCAUGGUGUCUGCUGAAGGAGAACAAAUGGAAUACAGAACACAUGUUUCUGCUGAAGGAAGAGUAGAAGAUUGGAUGACAGCUGUUCUAGAUGAAAUGAGAAGAAGUAAUCGUUUAAUAACCAAAGAAGCCAUAUUUACAUACUGUGAUAAAAUUAAAAGAGUUGAUUGGAUGAUGAACUAUCAGGGUAUGGUAUGUUUAGCUGGUAAUCAGAUUUGGUGGACGUGGGAAGUGGAAGAUGUUUUCCGUAAAGUUAAAAAAGGAAAGAAAACAGCUUUAAAAGAUUAUGCGAAACAAUUACAUCAACAGAUUGAUGAUCUGGUUGUUCAGGUUCGAUCACCAUUAUCUAAAAAUGAUCGAAUGAAGUUUAAUUCUGUGUUGAUUAUUGAUGUACAUGCCAGAGAUAUUAUUGAUGGAUUUGUUCGAGACAGUAUUAUGGAUGCAAGAGAAUUCGAAUGGGAAAGUCAACUGAGAUUUUAUUGGGAGAAGGAACCGGAUGAGUUAUUAAUUCGACAGUGUACAGGAGAAUUUGGUUAUGGUUAUGAAUAUAUGGGUUUGAAUGGUCGGCUUGUUAUUACACCUUUAACUGACAGAAUUUACCUUACAUUGACACAGGCCUUAUCCAUGAAUCUUGGUGGUGCCCCAGCUGGACCUGCUGGUACUGGUAAAACAGAGACUACUAAAGAUUUAGCCAAAGCUCUUGGUUUAUUGUGUGUUGUUACAAAUUGUGGAGAGGGCAUGGACUUCAAGGCUGUAGGAAAGAUAUUUUCUGGUUUAUGUCAGUGUGGUGCAUGGGGUUGUUUUGAUGAGUUUAAUCGUAUUGAUGUAUCUGUAUUAUCUGUUAUCUCAACACAGCUUAAAACUAUUCAAAAUGGUUUACUACUCAAACUUAAAAGAUUUCAUUUUGAAGGCCAAGAGAUUAAUCUGGAUUGUCGUGUGGGAAUAUUUAUUACCAUGAACCCUGGCUAUGCUGGACGUACAGAGCUACCAGAAUCAGUAAAAGCCCUGUUUAGACCAGUUGUAGUAAUUGUACCUGAUUUACAACAGAUUUGUGAAAUUAUGUUGUUUUCGGAAGGUUUCUUGCUUGCUAAGGUAUUAGCUAAAAAAAUGACAGUACUAUAUAAACUAGCUAAAGAACAGUUAUCUAAACAAUAUCAUUAUGAUUUUGGUCUUCGUGCUCUGAAAUCUGUACUUGUAAUGGCUGGAGAAUUAAAGAGAGGCUCACCAGAUUUACAUGAGGAUGUUGUAUUGAUGAGAGCUCUAAGAGAUAUGAAUCUACCUAAAUUUGUGUUUGAAGAUGUUCCACUGUUCUUGGGUUUAAUUGGAGAUCUGUUCCCUGGAUUGGAUUGUCCUCGAGUUCGUUAUCCUAAUUUUAAUGAUGCUGUAGAAGCAGUAAUUAGAGAAAACAAUUAUGUUGAACUACCUCAGCAGGUUGAUAAAGUAGUCCAGAUGUAUGAAACUAUGUUAACUAGACAUACAACUAUGAUAGUAGGACCUACAGGAGGUGGUAAAUCGGUUGUCAUUAAUACACUCUCACAAGCACAAUCCAAAUUGGGUAUUCAGACUAAAUUGUUCACCAUCAACCCUAAAGAUCGUAGUGUUAUAGAACUCUAUGGUAUUCUGGAUCCUGCUACAAGAGAUUGGACAGAUGGAUUACUCUCCAACAUUUUCCGUGAAAUCAACAAACCAACAGAUAAAAAUGAAAAGAAAUAUAUUGUGUUUGACGGUGAUGUUGAUGCAUUGUGGGUAGAAAACAUGAACUCUGUUAUGGAUGAUAAUCGUUUGAUGACUCUGGCUAAUGGCGAACGUAUCAGAUUACAGAAACACUGUGCACUGUUGUUUGAGGUAUAUGAUCUUCAAUAUGCCUCACCUGCUACUAUAUCUAGAUGUGGUAUGGUUUACGUUGAUCCUAAAAAUCUGGGUUAUAAACCCUACUGGGAUAAAUGGGUCAGCAUGCGAACUGGUAGUAAACAGGAAAAAGAUGAAUUAAAUCGUUUAUAUGAGAAAUAUGUACCUAAUCUUAUUGAUAUGGUCGUAGAGGGAAUGGUGGAAGGCAAGCAACAAGAAAAAUUAAAAACGAUUGUUCCACUCACUAAUCUUAAUAUGGUGACACAAUUAAGUAUGAUGUUAAACGCUCUGUUAGAAAAAGAGAUAUCUGAACCUGAUGAAUUAGAAGCAUUCUUCCUGCAAGCUCUAUACUGGUCUAUUGGUGCUGGUCUGUUAGAAGAUGGUCGAACUAAGUUUGAUACUUAUGCUAAAUAUUUAGCAUCUUUAACCAUGAAUCAGGAUGACAAAAUGGCAGGACCAGGUGAAUUACCUCAAAAUUCGCUUCUUUAUGAGUAUUUCUGGGAUGGUGAGCAGAAGAAAUGGGUACCAUGGUCAAAAUUAGUUCCAAAAUAUAUCCAUGAUCCAGAGAUUAAAUAUAAUGAAAUCCUGGUCCCAACUAUUGAUACUGUGAGAACAACAUGGCUGAUUAAACUAAUGGUGGAAAUAAAACGUCCUGUAGUCUUGAUCGGGGAGACAGGUACAUCCAAGUCUGCUACGACAGCUAACUUCCUUCGUGGAAUGGAUCAAGAAGCACAUUUAUUAUUAAACAUGAACUUCUCCAGUCGAACAACAUCGUUGGACGUUCAACGUAAUUUGGAAGCUAAUGUUGAGAAAAGAACUAAAGACACAUACGGUCCACCAAUGGGAAAGAGGCUUAUUAUAUUUGUUGAUGAUAUGAACAUGCCUCAGGUUGAUACAUACGGAACCCAACAACCUAUAGCUCUAUUAAAACUACUGUUAGAACGUGGUGGUAUCUAUGAUAGAGGUAAAGAUUUAAACUGGAAGAACAUGAAAGACAUUGGUUAUAUUGCUGCCAUGGGUAAAGCUGGUGGAGGAAGAAAUGAAACAGAUCCACGAUUUGUCUCUUUGUUCAGUGUUUUCAACAUGACGUUCCCUAGUGAUGAAUCAUUAUACAGUAUUUAUUAUUCUAUAUUACAUGGACAUACGCUAGGUUUCCCUAAAGAAAUACAAGAUAUAGUUUCUAUUAUAACCAAGAUGACCAUGAGUUUAUAUGGAAUGAUUGUGAAAGAGCUGCCUCCUACACCAUCAAAGUUUCACUACAUCUUUAACUUACGUGAUCUGUCUCGUAUUUAUAACGGUUUAUGUCUGACAACACCCGAUAGAUUCCAGAAACCCGAUCAAUUUCUUCGAUUGUGGAGAAAUGAAUGUUUACGUGUUAUAGGAGAUCGACUGAUUAAUGAACAGGAUAAAGAGAUUGUAAAUAAAGCUAUCAAAGGUUUAUUAGAAGAGAAUUUUAAGACCAGUGUUGACUAUAUAACACGUGAUCCCAGUUUAUUUGGUGAUUAUCGUACAGCUCUGGAAGAAAGUGAACCUCGUUUGUAUGAAGAUAUACAAGAUUAUGAUGCUAGUAAAGCUUUGUUUCAAGAGAUAUUGGAGGAAUACAAUGAAUCACAUACUCCAAUGAAACUGGUUCUCUUUGAUGAUGCUUUAGAACAUCUAACUAGAAUACAUCGUGUAUUGAGAAUGGAUCGAGGUAACUCUCUAUUGGUUGGUGUUGGUGGUAGCGGUAAACAGAGUUUAUGUCGAUUGGCUAGUUUUACGGCUGGAUGUGAGGUAUUUGAGAUAACUCUCAGCCGUGGCUACAAUGAAAAUUCAUUCCGUGAUGAUUUAAAGGUUCUUUAUAACAUGCUGGGCACAGAAAACAAGAAAGUUUCUUUCCUGUUCACAGAUCAACAUGUUGUAGAAGACGGAUUUCUGGAGUUAAUUAACAAUAUGUUAACAUCUGGUAUGGUACCAGCUUUAUAUGCUGAUGAUGAAAAGGAAGCCAUUAUUGGUGGUAUUCGUGAUGAAGCAUUAAAGAAUGGAGCCGCUCAUGCUAGAGAGAGUAUUUGGCAGUAUUUUGUUAAUAAAUGUGCCAAUAAUCUCCAUGUAGUAAUGGCCAUGUCACCUGUUGGGGAUACGCUACGAACAAGAUGUAGAAAUUUCCCAGGAAUGGUUAAUAAUGCUAGUAUUGAUUGGUUCUUCCCAUGGCCAGAACAAGCUUUAUAUGCUGUAGCUAGUGUAUUUAUAUCUCCUGAUAAUAAUUUGAUUCCUGAUGAUCACAGAGAAAAUCUAGUCUCACAUAUUGUACUGGUACACAGUAGCGUCGGUCAUUACAGUCAAAUGUUCUUACAGAGAUUACGACGUAAUAAUUAUGUCACACCUAAAAAUUACCUUGAUUUUAUCAGUACUUACCUGAAAUUACUGGAUGAAAAAGAUCAAUAUAUACUGUCACAGUGUGAACGUUUAGCUGGUGGUCUACAGAAGAUUGCAGAUGCAAGUGACAUGUUGGCUGUACUCAGUGAAAAACUUGCUGUGCAGGAAGUAGCUGUGCGAGAGAAAACUGCAGCUUGCCAAGAACUCCUGGAAGAAAUUGCUAUUGGUACGAAACAAGCCACUGAGAAAAAAACAUUUGCUGAAGCUAAAGGAAAAGAAAUAGCCGAACAAAGUAAAAUUAUUGUUGUGGAAAAGAAAGAAGCAGAAGAUGCAUUAGCUGAAGCUUUACCAGCUCUAGAAGCAGCUCGACUUGCUCUUGAAGAUCUUGAAAAGUCUGACGUCACUGAAAUUCGAUCAUUUGCCAAACCACCGAAAGCUGUACAGACUGUUUGUGAAUGUAUUGUUGUGAUGAGAGGUAUCAGAGAAGUGUCAUGGAAGUCGGCUAAAGGAAUGAUGUCAGAAGCUAACUUCUUAAAAUCUCUAACAGAAAUGGAUGUUGACAGUAUUACCCCAAAACAAACAGGUGCUGUAAAAGGAUUAUUGAAAGAAAUUGAUUUAACAAAUGCCGAGAUGAAAGCCAUCAGUAGAGCUGGUGCUGGUCUACUCAAGUUUGUGGAGGCUGUCAUGGGUUAUUGUUCUGUUGCUAGGGAGAUUAAACCAAAGAGAGAGAAGGUAGCUAAAUUAGAAAGAACAUUCCAUCAAGCUAAAAGAGAUUUAGAUAAAAUUACCAAAGAAAUUAGUGCACUAGAAGCUGAGUUAUCUAAACUCAAUCAGAAAUACGAAGAAGCUAUGGCAGAGAAAAAAGCAUUACAAGAGGAAGCUGAAAUUAUGGAACGUCGAUUGAGAGCUGCUGAUAAACUCAUUUCUGGUCUUGGAUCUGAAAACGUCAGAUGGACUCAAGAUUUAGAAGAAUUGAAGAAGAAAAGAGUGCGUCUGCUGGGAGAUUGUCUGCUAAACUCAGCUUUCCUGAGUUAUGUUGGUGCCUUCAGCUGGGAGUUCCGUGUUGAUCUAGUCUAUAAAGAAUGGCAAGCUGAUUUGUUGGAAAGAGAAAUUCCACUGAGUCAGCCUUUUAAAUUAGAAGACUUGUUGACCAAUGACGUAGAGAUUAGUAAAUGGACAUCUGAAGGUUUACCACCAGAUGAGCUGUCCAUACAGAACGGUAUAUUGACCACCAGAGCGAGUAGAUUCCCAAUGUGCAUUGAUCCACAACAACAGGCCUUGAAGUGGAUUAAAAAGAAAGAAGAACAAAACAAUCUGAAAGUGUGUACCUUUAAUGAUCCAGAUUUCUUAAAACAACUGGAAUUAGCCAUCAAAUAUGGCUUCCCAUUCUUAUUUCAAGAUGUCGAUGAAUAUAUAGAUCCAGUCAUAGACAAUGUACUAGAAAGAAAUAUAAAAGGUGCUCAAGGUCGUGAGUUUGUUAUGUUAGGAGAUAAAGAGGUGGAUUACGAUCCCAACUUCCGUCUUUAUCUCAAUACUAAAUUAUCGAACCCGAAAUAUGGACCAAAUAUUUUUGGCAAAUCUAUGGUUAUUAACUAUACAGUAACAUUAAAGGGUUUAGAAGAUCAGUUACUGAGUGUUAUCGUUAAGUUUGAACGUAAAGAGUUAGAAGAACAACGUGAAAGAUUAAUUCAAGAAACCAGUGUUAAUAAACGUCUGUUAAAAGAUUUAGAAGAUUCGUUAUUACGAGAACUGGCUACAUCCCAGGGUAACAUGUUGGAUAACGUUGAGUUGGUCGAAACGCUGGAAGAAACAAAGACAAAAGCCUCAGAGGUAUCAGAAAAAUUAAAAUUAGGAGCUAAAACAGCAAUCGAUAUCGAGAAACUUCGUGAUGGAUAUCGACCUGCAGCUAAGCGUGGAGCCAUCUUGUUUUUCGUCUUGGCGGAAAUGUCGCUAGUCAAUACAAUGUACCAGUAUUCCUUAGCUUCAUAUCUUGAUGUAUUUGAAUUUUCUCUGAAAAAGAGUUUACCAGACUCAAUAUUACACAAGAGGUUAAAGAAUAUCAUGGAAACUCUAACACAUAACGUCUAUAAUUAUGGAUGUACUGGUAUAUUUGAGAAACACAAACUACUCUUCUCACUACAAAUUACCAUUAAAUUAGAACAAGAUCAAAAUAAUGUUGUUCAAGAUGAACUGGACUUCUUCAUCAAGGGUAAUAUUGCUUUAGAGAAGAGCAAGCGAAAGAAACCUUUUGGUUGGCUGCCGGAUGCAGGGUGGGAGGACUGCACUCGCUUGGCUACAGAAUUUUCAGAUAAAUUUGGAACUCUAUUAGAUGAUAUAGAAAAGAAUGAGAAGGUUUGGAAAGAGUGGUAUGAUCAUGAUACUCCAGAAUCUCAACCUUUCCCGGGAAGAUAUGAAGAAGUUUUAUCACCCUUUCAACGAUUAAAACUAUUACGUUGUUUCCGUAUAGAUCGUAUCUAUAGGGCAGUAACCGAAUAUGUUACUCAGGUGAUGGGAGAGAAGUAUGUAACACCACCUAUUAUUAGUUUUGAGAGUAUAUUUGAACAGAGUACGCCGAUGUCGCCAAUAGUGUUUAUAUUGAGUCCUGGGUCGGAUCCUGCAAGCGAUUUGAUGAAACUAGCAGAAAGACUGGAAUUUGGAACAAAUAAGCUGAAAUUUUUAUCCAUGGGACAAGGGCAAGAACAGGUUGCUCUCCAACUUUUAGAAACAGCAAUAGCACGUGGUCAAUGGUUGAUGUUACAGAAUUGUCAUCUGUUAGUAAAUUGGUUACGUGAAUUAGAAAAACAUCUAGAAAAGUUGAAUAAACCACAUCCCGAUUUCCGUCUUUGGUUGACAACUGAUCCGACACCAAGAUUCCCUAUUGGUAUACUUCAGCGUUCACUCAAGGUUGUAACUGAGCCGCCCAAUGGUUUGAAAUUAAAUCUACGUAGUACAUAUCACAAGAUUCCUGCUACAGCUUUAUCAGAAUGUACGCAUCCUGCCUUUACAUCUCUUGUAUUUGGUCUGGCAUUCUUCCAUGCUGUGGUACAAGAGAGAAGAAAGUAUGGUAAAAUCGGAUGGAAUGUAUCAUAUGAUUUUAACGAAUCUGAUUUCCGUGUGUGUAUGCAGAUAUUAAACACGUACCUGACUAAAUCUGAGGAGCAGGGAGAAGUUAAGAUACCAUGGGCUAGUUUAAAAUAUCUCAUAGGAGAAGUUAUGUAUGGUGGCCGAGCAAUUGAUGAUUUUGAUCGUCGUGUAUUAAGAACAUAUAUGGAUGAAUAUAUGGGAGAUUUUAUCUUUGAUACUUUCCAACCCUUCCAUUUCUAUCAUAAUGAAGAGGUUGAUUAUAAAAUACCAGAGAAUGGACCCAGAGAUAACUAUGUUGACUAUAUUGAAUCACUACCAUUGGCCAAUACACCAGAAGUGUUUGGUUUACAUCCAAAUGCUGAGAUAGGUUAUUAUACACAGGCUGCUAGAGAUAUGUGGUCACAUUUAGUAGAAUUACAACCUCAAACAGGUGAAACUGGUGGUGGAAUCAGCCGUGAAGAAUUUAUAGAUAAAAUAGCAACAGAUGUUCUAAAUCGUUUACCUGAAGAAUUCGAUUUAGAUAAAAUCCGAAAGAAGUUUGGUUUAGAAAUUUCACCUACAACUGUUGUAUUAUUACAAGAAUUGGAAAGAUUUGAUAAACUUAUUAUUAGAAUGAGGAGAUCAUUAGGUACACUGAAAAGAGCUUUGGCUGGUGAAGUUGGAAUGAGCAGUGAAUUAGAUGAAGUGGCCAGAGCAUUAUUCAAUGGACAAAUUCCUGCGAUAUGGAGACGCUUGGCACCUGAUACAUUGAAAUCACUAGGAAAUUGGAUGAUUCACUUUGAGAGAAGAUAUAAACAGUAUAAUUUCUGGGUAAAUGAAAGUGAACCACCAGUAAUGUGGUUAUCAGGUUUACAUAUACCUGAGUCAUAUCUAACAGCUUUAGUACAAGCAACAUGUCGUAAGAAUGGCUGGCCACUUGAUAAAUCUACAUUAUAUACAUCUGUUACACAAUAUCAAACUGCUGAUGAUGUUACAGAACGAGCUCAUUCAGGUUGUUUUGUAACUGGUUUGUAUCUGGAAGGUGCAGCCUGGGAUACAAAGGAACUUUGUCUGAUUCGUCAAAAACCCAAACAACUGAUACAAGAAUUACCUGUUUUAAAGAUUAUACCAAUAGAAUCACAUCGUCUUAAAUUACAGAAUACAUUACGAACACCAGUAUAUGUGACAUCACAGAGAAGAAAUGCUAUGGGUGUUGGUUUAGUUUUUGAGGCUGAUUUAGCAACAACUGAACACAACAGUCACUGGGUGUUACAAGGUGCCUGUCUUAUUCUCAACACAGAUUAAACUCUAGAUAAAACAUACAACUUGAUCUAUAUAUUGUAUCAUUUAUAAACCAUUAUAUUUUGAAAGUUAGUGUUAUAUUUUGUGUUUUAUACUGUGCUUAGAAUACAGGUUUAAUUACUUAUUUAAACUACAGAUUUUAUUCAUCCAAAACAUUAAUUUUUAAUAAUUGAAAAUUGCAUAUAAAUAAUAUAUUAUGAAAAAUUGAAUUGAAAAAGAUUACAGGUAACUUUCCCAAAAAUUACAGAUAUUUUUAAAGCAAUAUUUCUUACAUUGGAAAGCAAUUGGAUUUUUUUUUAUUUUUAUUAAACUUAAAAUUAUUUAAAUGGUGCCAAACAAACAUUUUAUUAAACAACUAUUUUCCAAGUAUUUCAUCAGUAUUGCCCAGAAGCAUUCUAAAUAUUUUCAUAAAUCUAAGAUUGAAUGUUAAUUAUUAAACAGCAUUUGUCAAGUAUAUAAUUACCAAUAGCAUUGUUGCACAUUUUAAAUAGUAGAAAUAUUACAAUUUUUACACAUUACUGUAUUUUUUAAAUAGAUUUAUACUGAUAGAUUUGUUGCAGGUUCUUAAUCAUAAAAUUAUCUUGAAAAUUUUAAACAUAAUUGUAUACCAGAUAUUUGAUCAGAAUUCCUUUUUUUCAUUUUGCUUAAAGUAGCUAAGUCCGUAACUCAAUAUCAUCCAAAAUCUUCGACAUUGAAAACACGAAUUAUUUUGCAAUUUAAAUCAGCAUUGGUGUUGUGAUCUUACCUGGAAAAGAUGGGCUUCUGAUAUCCAAUAUUUAAGACAAAAUAAACAUUUUACCAUUGGUACACGAAUCGUGUACCAUAAUGCGUUUCAGCGCCAUUUGUAACAAGGUGCUCAAAAAAUGAGGCUAGACAUAUUCCACAAGUCAUGUCAAACGGUGAUAUCAUGUUCUUAUUUGGAGAGCAUGCGCAAUAAAUAAUAUCAGUGUAACCAGACGCUAGAAACUGACUUACGGUUAAGACUUCUGGCGUAUUUCGCCGAACAUAACUGAUGACAAUUCACAGUAAAACGGACACGAUUGAAUGUAAAACAGUUUAUAUAAAUUCAUAUUACAUUAUUAUACGUGUGCCAAUUUCUAGGUCAAAAUAUUAGCGAUUUAGCUCCUUUAAGUUAAACUGUCUCAAACAAGUUAAGUACCAACAGCAUUUUCAAAAGUAUUGUAAUCUAUUUCCAAUCAUCCUAAAUUGAAAACUUGCCUGGAAAGUAUUUUUUUUUUUAAAUUUUAAACAUUAAUUUUUAGUAAAGAUAUUUUGAUUUUUCUUGAGUUAAACUGUGAUAUUUUUAAUUAUUGUUUUUGCCCAUAAUUGAAUUUGUAAAUACGGGCACUUAUAUAUUUAUAUUCCUUGGUGUGAUCAUUAUAAUAUGAUGUGAUAAACCUUGGCUAAUAAGUGCUCAAUUGUAAAUAAUAAUACAUUCUUAAUUUAAAACCAUUUCAUUUAUAUAAUUCCAUCCAGCAUUUCAUUUAACAACCCGUCCAUGAUAUAAUUUAUUUAUGAUAUAUUUAUGAAAUGUUUAUUUUUUGUUAUGAAUAUAUGAAAGAAUGAUUAUUUAUUUCAAAUUGAAGUUGAAUAAAUAAUAUAUACGACUGCUU